Messenger RNA from Penicillium maclennaniae, 987 nucleotides. RefSeq names its product DUF1295 domain protein. The transcript has 3 exons. Bases 1 to 987 code for a protein of 328 amino acids. The record is from RefSeq and is a predicted model, not a curated record. Gene Ontology annotation, cellular component: membrane. NCBI's taxonomy places the organism in Eukaryota, Fungi, Ascomycota, Eurotiomycetes, Eurotiales, Aspergillaceae.
AUGGCAGAGUCAGCCUCAAUCGAUGAUCGUCUCAUUGAGCGACUGACAGACCGGCUGCGCACGUCGUCGAGACUCGCUUCUGCAGACUUCAAAAUGACGACUGGGGACAUUGGAAUCCUCAAAUCCACACUUUUACCUUCAUGUGGAAUAUAUUCAGGGCUCUCGCUCGCAACCUUUGUUGCUGCCAAGGCCACAGACCGAGUCGAACUUAAGGACUGGCUAUGGCCCUCCGGCCAGGUCGCCAAUGCGUGGUGGAGCGCGUUGGACUCAAAAAAUACUUCUCGGGGCGUAACUAUCUGGGGAACGCGACUGUUCGCACGAAUUGCGAGCCGCUCUCUUGCUCGUGGAAAGGAUGAUUCGCGAUACGACACAGUCAAGAAAGAGCGUGGAUUCUGGAAAUCAGCGUUGUUCAAGAUUUUCUUGCCAGAGGUACUCGUCCUUAGUCUCAUCUCACUACCUAUCACUACGCCGUUUUCGAUGAAUCGCACCACACUCUCACUGAAUUCAAAUUCCAUCAGUACGGUGCGUGCUCUAGGUGUCGGCUUGUUCAGUGCCGGCUUUGCGCUGGAGGUCUUGGCGGACACGCAGCUUGAAUUGCAUCGCAAAGAACGGGACGAUUUGUGUCGACAUGGUGUGUGGAGUAUUGUGCGCCAUCCCAACUAUUUGGGUGACACCCUUGUGCAUCUUUCAUUUGCAAUCCUCAACCUUGCUGACUCUUUCAAUCCUAUCGUGAUUCUUGGACCUCUUGCUAAUUACGCAUUCCUUCGCUAUGUUGGUGGCGACAAGCAGACCGAGGAGAGCCAGGAAGUGCGGUACCAGGUGAAUGACCCCCACAAGUAUCAGCAGUUCAAGCAAUGGCGUCGAGAGAAGAACAGCUUCUGGCCUUCAAUGCGCGAUCUGCUCAAUCCCUGGACAUUGGCGGUCGCUGGCUGCGGUUUGAUUGGUGUCGUUGUCGAGGAAUCAUUGAGAGCAACAUGUACUGUCUAG